GGCCGAUGACCGACAGCCAGCUCGCGGAGCGUCACUGGGCAGCAAAGAAAAUAUCAAGUGCAUGGCGUAAAUCUCACUACCGGAGGGUAUUCCGACAGCUCAAGGAGAAAAUUUUCCUUGCGGAGCGUUCGAUGACGGUUGAUAUAAUCAAAAAGUUAUGCCCGAUCGAAAUGGAGUUUUUGUGUGAACCAGUUAUACAGACGCGGGUGCGAUUUCGGUCGGUAUCAGAAGAUCAAGCCAGGCCGAUGGGUGAGCGGACGCUGUUGGCCAAGGCUCUGUCGACAAGCGGGGACAGGAUCGACUCAAAUUGGUUUG
Molecule: messenger RNA, 315 nt
Organism: Polychytrium aggregatum
Lineage: Eukaryota; Fungi; Chytridiomycota; Chytridiomycetes; Polychytriales
Exons: 3
Source: RefSeq, a predicted model, not a curated record